CCUUAGCGACCUGCAGUAUCUUACACCUGUUCAACCAGAUAUACUUACCCUCAAAACAUUCCAGUACAGAAUUACUCCCUUGUUUCCCUGCCACAAGACGUCAAUAACAACAAACAACAUGCACACCUACCUCCAGUCCGGUCAAAGGUCAGACAUAAGAUAUUUAGAAGGCUACAAAAUGUUACUCUAAAACAGUUCGAUAUCAAUGUAAUCAGGAUACUACACCAUCAGAAUAAAAUUACAUUAAAUUGUUUUACAUUCAAAGUGGCAAGAUAGCUUAUCAAGUGGGUUAUGUGUGUGGUUAAUGGGCUUUAUCUAUUUUCUAGAUUUUAUUUUUGUUUUGUGUAUGAUCGCCCUCUCACUUCCGCCUUCCUGAGUUGACCCCUGACCCCGUGGAAUCGAACUCCCCGAUCAGCGGCAGAUCUGGCUUGUGCGGACAACAAUAACGUCUUGUUGCUUCCUUCCCCUCGCCUCUCCGGCCUGGCUGCUGGCUCCGAAUGAUCGUGUAAAUAGGAACAGAUUAUAAACAACAACAACAACACAACAGCAAACAUGGCGGAAGGUGGCGACAGCAGACCGCCAUCCGCAGACCCCCUGGAUGUGGAGGGGGGUACUGCAAACCUGGAGAGUACCAAGGGUAGCGGGCGCCCCCUCCUAAGGAGUAUCAGCGCUUUCACGCAGAGGCAGUUUUCACGGCCAGUGACACAGAGACAGUAUUCUACAGCUUCAACUACUGUUAGCAGACCCCCCACGGCUCCCACGUCCCGUUCCUUCCAGUUCCGCUUCCCUAAGACUCCGCGUAGCAGGAAGCACUCCACUUACUCUUCAGUGUCAAAUACAAGCAGAUACAACACACGCAUGUCCUUCCAGUUUGGCUAUCCUAAGACCCCGCGUAGUCGGAAGUAUUCCACCUACUCCACAGUGUCAAAUGCAAGCAGAAAAUUUGCAGAGGGAACCAAAAGCUUCUUUGGCAUCGGGGAGGACUGCACCCACACACAGAAGCGAUGGUCGCAGCGGAGGGUACGCCACGCCAGCCGGCGCUAUGGAAAGAUCAAGGAGGAGAGCAUCCAGAGGAUCCUGGAGCCCGACCCUGCCGCCAUCCCGCUCCCGCAGAUUGUCGACCCUCUCGCUCUGCCACAUCGUCAAAGAAUGGUCCCGGCACCAUACGACGACAUUGACGGGGCGACAGACUACACGACACCGACGACGCCGGGAGCGUGGUCUAGUGCGAGCAGCCUGUGGCGCCGUGCCGCGUUCGGCGCGCUGACACAACAGAGGCAGAAGGUGCAGAGGCAACAGUCAGUUGUGAGCAUGGGGUGGGACCUGCUCGUGAAGAUGACUUUGCAACAAAAGCGAGAACAGGAUGUGGCCAAACCGGCGCCGCUCGUGAACAGUCGCAGCUUCGCACCGGUCAGCAUGGAGGAGGAUGACGACAUUGACGACCUUGAUUUCUCCUUCUUUGGACGAGAUGCUCACCAGGCUGCUACCUCAUUCUCAGUCUUCCUCUACCUCCAACACAUAGGAGCUCUCAUGUUCUUCCUUCUUCUCAAGCUCUCUCCUUCCCAUAAGGAAGACAUGUACGACGAUGAGGUGUUCUUCGACGCGAGUCCGACGCCCCAGGGUACGCUGCAGUACGACGCUGUGCAGCCGGGACGUGCGGGCAUGGCCGCCAACGUGUUCGACAUGGUGGACGGAGGGGCGGCACCGGCGGAGUACGAAAUUCGGGCUGGCGAUGCGCUAGAUCGUGAGGAGAGGGAAGCAAAUGCACGCAUGCUCCCAACUGAUCGAGGGUGGAGAACAGGCAGCAAAAAGAGGAUAGCGCCUCCGCUGCGUGGACAAGACGUCAUGGCCGCCCGCGCCCCGCGGAGAAGGAACAGGAUCGGAGACCGCGUGCUCCAAAUGGCGCUGGACAACUCCGACAGGAGAGAGUACGGGAGGGGCCUGGUCGGGAAAUGGCUGAAGAGGAGUUACAGGAGCAGUAUGGCCAUGAGCAGUGAUAUCAAGCACCAGCUAGACACAAUCACAGACUACAGGCCCUACUUCACAUACUGGGUCACAUUCGUACAUAUACUGAUCACGAUCAUCGCGCUGGCGGUGUACGGUAUCGCGCCUAUCGGCUUUGCGGAGACUGAGACGACAGCGCUGGUGCGUACGCCCAAGCUUUCGCUGGAGAACAUCCCCAAGAUUGAGAAGGACAACUUCUGGAUAGGGCCUAAAGACGAAGACCUUAUACACCUUGGUGCUAAGUACUCGCCAUGUAUGAGGAAAGACCCAAAGAUCAUACAGCGAAUAGAGGACCAGAGAAGAAAGGAAAAUCAAACCGGCUGCUGCAUCAAGACAGACCAAUCGGGCUGCUACCAGUCUGUAGAGGAUGACUGCUCGAAAACCUUUGCAGAGUUCUGGAGGUGGUCUGAAGACAACCCAGGUCCACAUGGUAGAAUAUCUGGUGCUGUUUGUGGACAGGACCCUGAGGCUUGCAAGAACCCAGUCUCAGUUGCACCACAUGAAUGGCCAGAUGACAUGACCAAAUGGCCGGUGUGUAAGGAGCCUGUAGCAGGUAGUUCCGGAGGCAGCCAGGACCACAUGGCCUGCGAGGUGACGGCCCACCCCUGUUGUAUCGGCAUCACAGGCACCUGUGAGAUCACCACCAGGGAAUACUGCGAGUUCAAACAUGGCUUCUUCCACCAGGAGGCCUCACUAUGCUCACAGGUGUCAUGUAUGGACAGGAUCUGUGGCCUCCUCCCGUUUAUGGACCCGGAGGUUCCUGACCAGUUCUACAGGCUGUGGACGUCACUCUUCCUACAUGCUGGGUUGGUCCACUUGCUCCUGUCGGUGAUCUUCCAGAUGACGAUCCUGCGUGACCUGGAGAAGCUGGCGGGGUGGGGCCGCAUCGCCAUCAUCUACAUCCUGAGCGGCAUCGGAGGGAACCUGGCCAGCGCCGUGUUCUUGCCAUACCAGGCAGAGGUUGGACCUGCAGGUGCCCACUUCGGCGUUAUCGCGUGCCUGUUUGUUGAGGUGUUCCAGAGCUGGCAGAUGCUGCAGGCACCCUGGAGGGCCAUCCUGAAGCUGUCCAUCAUCGUCCUGGUCCUCUUUCUCCUGGGCCUCCUGCCGUGGAUCGACAACUUCGCGCACAUCACUGGUUUCAUCUGCGGCAUCCUUCUCUCCUUCUCGUUUCUACCUUACAUCACGUUUGGGGCGUUCGACAAGAACAGGAAGCGAAUACAGAUCAUCGUGUCCUUCCUCCUGUUUGUGGCCUUCUUCUCGGGACUGGUCGUUCUUUUCUACGUCAGGCCACUGACAGACUGUCAGGGGUGCGAGUACGUCAACUGUAUCCCGUUCGACAAAACCUUCUGUAAAUACCAAGGUCUUGACCUCACCCCUAGAGACGAGACGACGUGAAGUCGUUCUAAAACCUUAUACUUAUAGAUAUCACAUUGAUAGGAAAACUGAUGAAACAGUAACUGUAGAUAAGUAUUGUAAAACUAUACAGAUGGGUACUAGCUUUGAUCAUAAAAACUUAACGACCAGCAUUUGUUUCUGACAAUGUAUGUCUUAGCCAAACAAAGGACAACUUGUUCAUUCAUCUUUCUUUCUAAGGGAGUGAAUCGCUGAUGUUUACAAAAUGCUGCCAACAUUUCUCGUAACAUUAACCAAAAGAAGUGUGAAGAAUUAUGCCGGCAAUACCGUUUUGAUGCUUUUUUUUUCUGAAGGCUUGAAAGUUCAUGUACUUUUAGGCUGGAAUGAAGCCUAACAUUGCAGUAACCGUUGCUACCAUGUUACAGUAUGGUGCCAUAUUAUCGUACGCAAAACAUUUUAUAUGCUUGAUCAUUCCGAGAUUUUCUUAGCUAUGUUAUACAUAACGAUGCCCUGCUGCUGAACAUGUUGCAUUUAUCCUGGUGUUGCCAGGCAUUGUUAUUAAUCAGACAAUUGUGAGUGGUAGGAUUCUAUGGUAGGAUGGUUUGCAUGUGUUUUAACAUGUCUUAAACGACUGGGACAAAAGUCUGGAAACGUGUACUAUUACAUGCACUAAUAAGAUGUGAACGUCUUUGAUAUUUUGAUAUUUAUUCCUAACAGUACAGUGAAGAUGUAACGAAACAUGCCAUAUUUGUGCUUAUCAAUAGCAAGUUACUCUGGCAUUUGUAAUGUUGUGUCCAUACUUCAGCAAAGGGCUAUAAUUUCGUUUUGAACAAUUGAGGGCUGUCAGCAAAAAAAUUAAAAGCUCUCAGUACACCGCUGCAUGUAGUUUGUGUUGAGUAGCUAUUUUGCCUAUUUGUCAAAAGCCCCUCAGAAGCACUGUUAAGAGAGUGCCAUUAUACGAUGGUAUAUUUAUUGCUGUGGUAAAAGCAAAGAACAGUCCAUGGCCCUUACAAAAUCUUCACUGAAAAGAAAUAGUUUGCAGUAGGCCAAAUGCAAAUAUUUCUUGACAAAGUUUGCCAUCAGACUUGCCAUACAUGUAGUUUUGCUCAUUUAAUGCCGUAGUGGUCCAUGCUUAUAGAUUAUUAAGACUAUGAUUUAUGGAACCUUUUAUAGAACAUGAUAUUUAUGCAUAAGAUGUGUACUGAGUUUAUAAACUUUCUUUCCUGUGAAGCAUCCAGUGUAUAUCUAUAACAACAUUUACACACAGUAUUAGCAGAUAUACUGUAUAGUUUGUUAUAAGUGUUCAAAGUGAAACCUACACUCUCGGUUUGAAAAGAGCUGAAGCGUUGUUUGACUUUUGUAUUUUACAUUUAGACCAUUUUUGUUUUGUACUGAUAAAAGUCAUCAAUACUUGCCUAACACAAACCAGUGUUUUUGGAGAGCAGAAAGAAAAGAAAGCUUGUAAAAGACAUAUAUUAAACUCUUCAUAUUUUAAAGCCUACCUUCUAACUGUUCCAGAGACUGAUGAUGCACUAAAUGUAUGAAAACAGCAACAUUGUAACCAGUGUUAUUUACCAUAAUGUACAUUUAUCUGUUCUUGUAAUAAGGCUCUUUCCAACUCAGGACAUUGCUGUACCAUAUGGGAUGUUGUAUUUUUGUACCCAGAGCUGUGAUUAUUGCUUAAUAGAUACAAAAUGUACAUAUAUCAUCGUCUCUGGUUUAACUAGCUAGGAGAAAAUCCAAGAGGUUUACUCAAACAAAACUCCAACUCAAGGCAUUUGGGAAGUUUCAGCCAACAUUUCGUUGUAUCCUAUAGUCUACCAGGAGCCUAGGUGUGAUUGAAAAAAAAAAUGUCUUUGAUCAGCAC
Messenger RNA from Branchiostoma floridae (Florida lancelet), 5224 nucleotides. RefSeq names its product inactive rhomboid protein 1-like. Gene Ontology annotation, molecular function: serine-type endopeptidase activity. The record is from RefSeq and is a predicted model, not a curated record. The transcript has 18 exons. Gene Ontology annotation, biological process: regulation of epidermal growth factor receptor signaling pathway; regulation of protein secretion. The coding region runs from base 553 to 3399 and encodes 948 amino acids. Gene Ontology annotation, cellular component: endoplasmic reticulum membrane. NCBI's taxonomy places the organism in Eukaryota, Metazoa, Chordata, Leptocardii, Amphioxiformes, Branchiostomatidae.